This is a messenger RNA of Dipodomys ordii (Ord's kangaroo rat), 2449 nucleotides long. It is a transcript of the gene Zbtb22, whose product is annotated as zinc finger and BTB domain containing 22. The record is from RefSeq and is a predicted model, not a curated record. Gene Ontology annotation, molecular function: protein binding; DNA-binding transcription factor activity, RNA polymerase II-specific; RNA polymerase II cis-regulatory region sequence-specific DNA binding. Gene Ontology annotation, biological process: regulation of transcription by RNA polymerase II. The coding region runs from base 135 to 2039 and encodes 634 amino acids. NCBI's taxonomy places the organism in Eukaryota, Metazoa, Chordata, Mammalia, Rodentia, Heteromyidae. The transcript is spliced from 2 exons.
GCUGCAGCUCUGGCCGCCGAGUGAGGGGCGGGGGGGUGGGCCCCGGGGCGCGCGGCCCGAGACCCCCCCGGCCGCCCUUCUCUUUCCUUUGUUCCUGUGGCUGGGGGGGGGGGUUAAUCCUCUCCUUUCACAACAUGGAGCCAUCUCCUCUGUCACCCAGUGGGGCAGCACUCCCCCUGCCCCUCUCUCUGGCUCCACCCCCACUGCCCCUGCCAGCAGCUGCAGUGGUACAUGUGUCCUUCCCAGAGGUGACCAGUGCUCUCCUGGAGUCCCUUAAUCAACAACGGUUGCAGGGCCAACUCUGUGAUGUGUCCAUUCGAGUGCAGGGACGGGAGUUUCGGGCUCACCGAGCUGUUCUGGCUGCCUCUUCUCCGUACUUCCACGACCAGGUCCUACUCAAGGGCAUGACCUCCAUCUCACUACCCAGUGUCAUGGAUCCUGGUGCCUUUGAGACCGUCCUAGCCUCUGCCUACACUGGCCGGCUCAGCAUGGCUGCUGCUGACAUUGUCAACUUCCUCACUGUGGGAUCUGUGCUCCAAAUGUGGCACAUUGUGGACAAGUGCACUGAACUCCUCCGAGAAGGCCGAGCUUCAGCCACUACCACCAUCACUACUACUGCAGCCACUUCUGUCACUGUACCUGGUGUUGGUGUCCCAUCAGGGAGUGGGGGCCCUGUCGCCCCUGCCAGCAUGGGCUCUGUGCGCUCCCAUACCUCCAGCCGGGCCAGUGAGAAUCAGUCUCCCAGCAGCAGCAACUACUUCAGCCCUCGGGAGUCUACUGAUUUCUCAUCUUCUUCCCAAGAGGCAUUUGCAGCUUCUGCAGUAGGCAGUGGGGAGCGGCGAGGAGGUGGCCCAGUAUUCCCGGCCCCUGUGGUUGGUAGUGGGGCUGCCACUUCUGGGAAGCUGCUGCUGGAGGCAGAUGAACUGUGUGAUGAUGGCACGGAUGGGAGAGGGGCAGUGGUUCCUGGGGCUGGGCUCCGGAGGCCUGCCUAUACACCUACCAGCAUCGUGCCACAGAAACACUGGGUGUAUGUUAAACGGGGUGGAAAUUGCCCUGCACCAGCACCUUUGGUUCCCCAAGACCCAGAGCUAGAGGAGGAGGAAGAGGAGGAAGACUUGGUGCUGACCUGUGAGGAUGAUGAGGAUGAAGAGUUGGGGGGUGGCUCUAGGGUUCUAUCAGGGGGAGGCCCUGAGGCUACUCUCAGUAUCAGUGAUGUCCGAACCCUGACUGAGCCUGCAGACAAGGGGGAGGAGCAGGUCAACUUCUGUGAAUCCUCCAAUGACUUUGGUCACUAUGAGAGUGGGGGUCCUGGGGCAGGGCUGGAUGACUCAGGGGGGCCCACCCCUUCUUCUUAUGUCCCCACACACCCUCCACGACCCCUCCUCCCUUUGGACAUGCAGGGCAACCAGAUCUUGGUCUUCCCAUCAUCUUCCUCCUCCUCCUCACAGGCUCCAGGCCAGCCGCCAGGGAACCAAGCAGAACAUGGGGCUGUGACGCUUGGGGGCGCAUCAACAGCAGGCCUGGGCAUGCCAGGUGGCAAUGGCGGGGCAGCAGGAGGGACGGCGGGAAGUGGGGAUGGAAAUAAGAUCUUUCUGUGCCACUGCGGGAAGGCCUUCUCCCACAAGAGCAUGCGCGAUCGGCAUGUGAACAUGCAUCUCAACCUGAGGCCCUUUGACUGCCCCGUGUGCAACAAGAAGUUCAAAAUGAAGCACCAUCUGACAGAGCACAUGAAGACACACACAGGUCUCAAGCCCUACGAGUGUGGUGUCUGCGCCAAGAAGUUCAUGUGGCGAGAUAGCUUCAUGCGUCACCGGGGACACUGUGAGCGAAGGCACCGAAUGGGUGGAGCUGGGGCCGUACCUGGCCCUGGGGUGUCCACAGGGCCAACCUUACAACCCAAGAGAGAGUCCUCUGGAGGGGGUGGGGCCAGUGGCGAUGAGGCAAGUGGGGCCACACCCCCACCCAACAGACGUGUCUGGUCCCCACCAAGUGUCCACAAGGUGGAGAUGGGUUUCAAUGGAGGUGGAGGAGCCAACUGACUGAUGAUUGGGGUAACUUCUGGGGAAGAGGGAAUGGGGAGCCCACUCCAGGGGUGCUGUGAUCCCUGAAUGAUCUCCCAGCACACUGUCUUCCUCUAUCGCUAUGGACUUGUACAUAUUCUGGAGAGGAAACCACGUUUCAUUAUCAACAGCUCAUUCCACUCAGCCCCUUUCUCCCAAGGUAUCCCCAUUAUAGCCCAAAGCCCAGCUCUACAGAGAAGGGGAAACAUGGAGAGAGGAGUGGGAGGGGGUGUUUGGAGCAUCCUGGAGUUGCAGGGUCAUGAGUCAGGUUGUAGUAGUCUGUACCUGAAGUCUGUGUUUGUGUUGUGGGAGAAGGCCUUUUUUUUUUUUUUUUUUUUUUGCCAGUCCUGGGGCUUGAACUUUGGGCCUGGGUGCUAUCCCUGAGCUUU